UAGCGGCUCCUAUGGAAGGUGGUGGGGGCAGAUCAUGGCUUUGAUUUGGGGUGGGACGGUGUAUUCUGACGUCUUCGCAUUUCAGCGUGAGGUUUCCUGCCUCAUGUAGUUAAAAAUAAUCGCCACACUACUGGGACUUGAUGCAUUUUUUUUUCUUCAUAAGGUUAGACUAGGGUUUUUUUUUUUUUUUUUUUUUGUAAAAUCACGGAACUGCUGAGAUAUACAUAUAUAUAAUUUGAGCGUUUCUGUCGGGGACAGCGAUCUGUACUGAAGCUAACACACCGCUAGCUGUCUCUAGCUAGCUCUCCGUGGUGCUGCAGAAUGGACGAAAAGGCGUUUACGAAGGAGCUGGAUCAAUGGAUCGAGCAACUGAACGAAUGCAAGCAACUCACGGAAAACCAAGUGAAAACCCUGUGUGAAAAGGCAAAAGAAAUCCUGACUAAGGAGUCCAAUGUGCAGGAGGUGCGAUGUCCAGUCACUGUGUGUGGAGACGUCCAUGGGCAGUUUCAUGACCUCAUGGAACUGUUUCGCAUCGGAGGGAAGUCUCCAGACACAAAUUAUCUCUUCAUGGGAGACUAUGUGGACAGGGGUUACUACUCUGUGGAGACUGUAACGUUGCUUGUAGCGCUUAAGGUUAGAUAUCGGGAACGCAUCACAAUUCUUCGAGGGAAUCAUGAAAGCAGACAGAUCACACAAGUGUAUGGAUUUUAUGAUGAGUGUUUACGGAAAUAUGGCAACGCAAAUGUCUGGAAAUACUUCACGGACCUUUUCGAUUACCUUCCCCUCACUGCCUUGGUAGAUGGUCAGAUAUUCUGCCUUCAUGGUGGACUCUCCCCAUCCAUAGACACACUGGAUCAUAUCCGAGCACUUGACCGCUUGCAGGAAGUUCCACAUGAGGGACCAAUGUGUGACCUCCUGUGGUCAGACCCAGAUGACCGUGGAGGCUGGGGAAUCUCUCCCCGAGGGGCUGGAUACACCUUCGGACAGGACAUCUCUGAAACGUUUAACCAUGCCAAUGGCCUUACCCUGGUCUCAAGAGCUCACCAGCUGGUAAUGGAGGGUUACAAUUGGUGCCAUGAUCGCAAUGUGGUAACAAUUUUCAGCGCACCAAAUUACUGCUACCGCUGUGGGAAUCAGGCAGCUAUCAUGGAACUUGAUGAUACUCUCAAAUAUUCUUUCCUGCAGUUUGAUCCAGCACCUCGCAGAGGGGAGCCCCACGUAACCCGUCGCACUCCAGACUACUUUCUCUAACUUUUCUGUACAGUAUUGUCACGAUUUAAUAUCCAGUAAGCUUAAAGGGGUAGGGUGGGCAAAAGGCUGAGAGAAGUACCUGUUCAAGAAUUCAGAAACCACCUGUGUACGUGGACCAAAAGGUGUGCCAUAUUCAAAAUGAAAUUUUAAAGGCUCUGCUGGAAUGACCAUGAAGAGAAUCAACUGUGAAUUCCUCGGUGCAUGUUUAAAACUGAUCUAGAGCUGCCAUUUUUGUUUUCACAAGUUUUAAAAACAUGCACAUAUUGUAUUUACAUUAAAUAUGCAAUGCUAUAGCCAAAUGGAAUUCAGUAAUCACCAAGUCUGUCAUAUUUCCAGAAUGUGUACAUGUGCUGGCAUAGAUCAGAAACUUAUAACUUCUGAAAUGCAUUCUGGAAAUGGUCUUUGUGAUUAAAAGUAAUUGUUUAGCUAUAGCUUCAUUCAUAAAAGUAUGAAAGAAGGCAGUGAACAUGCAUUAAAAAGCUUAGAUUACCAGGGUCUAUUGGGCUGUCUAAAAAAAAAAAAAAGUGUUCCUCGUUUUCAGGAAUGGUUUUUCUGUCUGCACUUUUUAUUUUUAUGUCAUGACUCAUACUUCUGUAGUUGAACUGCACAGGUUUUAUUUACUCCACUAAUACUUGUGAACUAAAAGCUGUUUCGAUAAAGCAGUUUCGAUAAGGAGGACAAGACAAAAAAAAAAAAAAGCCAACGUGAAAAGAAUUACACUAACACUUUUUGGUGGUUUGUCUGUAUUUAGGGUUCCAGUUGAGUAAUAAAGAUGGAAGUUGCUCCUU
Messenger RNA from Scleropages formosus (Asian bonytongue), 2039 nucleotides. RefSeq names its product serine/threonine-protein phosphatase 2A catalytic subunit alpha isoform. Bases 322 to 1251 code for a protein of 309 amino acids. Lineage: Eukaryota; Metazoa; Chordata; Actinopteri; Osteoglossiformes; Osteoglossidae. The record is from RefSeq and is a predicted model, not a curated record. The transcript has 7 exons. Gene Ontology annotation, molecular function: protein serine/threonine phosphatase activity.